Sungouiella intermedia is the source of this 603-nucleotide messenger RNA. NCBI's taxonomy places the organism in Eukaryota, Fungi, Ascomycota, Pichiomycetes, Serinales, Metschnikowiaceae. The record is from the annotation of a GenBank genome assembly.
AUGAAAAAACGGAGAAGUAAGGUCACCAACCAGCUGCCAGAUUUUGCGGAUGAUUCGACAGCCGACCUGAACGAGAAGCUCGGUGGUGGCUUCCGCAAGAUCUUUGGCUCUAAGGCAACGAGCACCUCCGGUCCUCUUACUGGUUACAGAGACUUGGAGGGCCAGCCUGCUGUCGCCCCAGCUGGUGCUGGCUACCCCCAGGAUACUGAUGAGGACUUUGAAUACCGUGGAGUGUCCAACAGUAACAACCUCGAUUCGGUAUUCCGUAGUAGUGGUACCAACACUGGUAUGAAUAGCGGAGGACAAAACUCCAGUACUGGAAGUGUGAAGCAGCAGUCCCGGUUGAAUUCCGUUUACAACCCGAUGUCCACCAUGCAUGAAGGUGCAGCAGAAGAGAGUAAGGACAAUGUUUUCCAAUAUCCGAGCGAAAUUGUUCCCGAAGAUCAACUGCACAAUUUGUCAAGCGAAACCGAACAUGAUCGAUCUUCUGAAUUCGAGCUGGAAGACGAGCUAUUCUUCAACCGACAACCCAACCAUUUAUGGCAAAAUCAAGGUGAAGAUCAUAGUAACAAUUCGCGGCUGCGAUUUACUGAGGAAAUCUAG